Anas platyrhynchos (mallard) is the source of this 4827-nucleotide messenger RNA. It is a transcript of the gene DPYSL2, whose product is annotated as dihydropyrimidinase like 2. Gene Ontology annotation, molecular function: hydrolase activity, acting on carbon-nitrogen (but not peptide) bonds, in cyclic amides. The record is from RefSeq and is a predicted model, not a curated record. Gene Ontology annotation, cellular component: cytosol; cytoplasm. Lineage: Eukaryota; Metazoa; Chordata; Aves; Anseriformes; Anatidae.
CGCCGGCGCUCGCCCCCUCCCUGCGCGGCCGGGGCUGGGGCUGAGGGAAGAAAGGGCUGAGGCGAGCCCAGGGGCGGCCGCUGCUCCCCGUGCUGCCGCCUGCUCCCUUUUUCCUUAGGAUUCCUUUGAAUUUAGGGACCGUUCGUUCUCAUCUUUUUUUUUUAAAUUUAGAUUUAUUUUUUAUUUCUUAAUCGCGUUUUUCUUUCUUUCUGAGGAGGGGAGGUCGGGGCAGCGUUCGCAGCGCGGCAGACAAUAGCGCCGCAGCAGCCUCCCCCCCCCUCCUCCCUCCGGCUCCACCAACAGCGCCAAAAAAAAAAAAAAUAUCUCUAUAGAUCCAGAUAUAUAUAAAUAAAAUAAAAAUCAAGAGGCCGAGAUGUCGUACCAGGGGAAGAAGAACAUCCCGCGGAUCACGAGCGAUCGUCUUCUGAUCAAAGGUGGUAAAAUAGUUAAUGACGACCAGUCCUUCUAUGCCGACAUUUACAUGGAAGAUGGGUUGAUAAAGCAAAUAGGAGAGAAUCUGAUUGUGCCAGGAGGGGUGAAAACUAUCGAAGCCCAUGGCAGGAUGGUGAUUCCCGGAGGGAUUGACGUUCACACCCGCUUCCAGAUGCCAGAACAGGGGAUGACAUCUGCUGAUGACUUCUUCCAAGGGACCAAGGCUGCACUGGCUGGGGGCACCACCAUGAUCAUCGACCACGUGGUUCCGGAGCCGGGGACCAGUUUGCUGACUGCGUUUGACCAGUGGCGAGAAUGGGCAGACAGCAAGUCCUGCUGCGACUACUCCCUGCACGUGGAUAUCACCGAGUGGCAUAAAGGUGUCCAGGAGGAGAUGGAAGCUCUGGUUAAAGAUCAUGGUGUGAAUUCCUUCUUGGUUUACAUGGCUUUCAAAGAUCGCUUUCAGCUAACUGAUUCUCAGAUAUACGAGGUCCUGAGCGUAAUUCGGGAUAUUGGUGCGACAGCUCAAGUGCAUGCUGAGAAUGGUGACAUCAUUGCUGAGGAGCAGCAAAGGAUCCUGGAACUGGGAAUCACAGGCCCUGAAGGGCAUGUGUUGAGCAGGCCUGAAGAGGUGGAGGCAGAAGCUGUGAACCGGGCAAUAACCAUCGCCAACCAAACCAACUGCCCCCUGUACAUCACCAAGGUGAUGAGCAAAAGUGCCGCUGAUGUCAUUGCUCAGGCCAGGAAAAAGGGCACUGUGGUGUACGGGGAGCCCAUCACAGCCAGCCUGGGUACUGACGGAUCUCAUUACUGGAGCAAGAAUUGGGCCAAGGCGGCAGCUUUUGUCACUUCCCCACCGCUGAGUCCUGACCCAACCACUCCUGAUUUUCUCAACUCACUACUGUCCUGUGGAGACCUUCAAGUUACUGGCAGUGCCCACUGCACCUUCAACACUGCUCAGAAAGCUGUUGGGAAGGACAACUUCACCCUGAUCCCUGAAGGAACCAACGGGACUGAAGAGAGGAUGUCCAUCAUCUGGGACAAGGCUGUGGUGACUGGCAAGAUGGAUGAGAACCAGUUUGUUGCUGUGACCAGCACAAACGCAGCUAAAAUCUUCAACCUGUACCCACGGAAGGGCCGUAUCGCAGUGGGCUCCGACGCUGAUUUGGUUAUCUGGGAUCCUGACAGUGUCAAGACAAUCUCUGCCAAGACUCAUAACAUAUCUCUGGAGUACAAUAUCUUUGAAGGCAUGGAGUGCCGUGGGUCACCCCUGGUGGUUAUCAGCCAGGGGAAGAUCGUGCUGGAGGAUGGGAAUCUCCACGUAACCGAGGGCUCCGGGCGGUAUAUCCCCAGGAAACCUUUCCCUGACUUCGUUUACAAGCGCAUCAAAGCAAGGAGCAGGCUGGCUGAGCUGCGGGGUGUGCCUCGAGGCCUCUACGACGGGCCCGUCUGCGAAGUAUCGGUGACGCCGAAGACCGUCACACCGGCGUCUUCAGCUAAGACAUCUCCUGCCAAACAGCAGGCCCCACCCGUGAGGAACCUGCACCAGUCUGGGUUCAGCUUGUCUGGCGCACAGAUCGACGACAACAUCCCACGCCGCACGACUCAGCGCAUCGUGGCACCGCCCGGCGGACGUGCCAACAUCACCAGCUUGGGCUAAGGACCCCUUCUGCGCCCGCCUAGCGGACCAGGGGAGGGGACGGGGGCACCUGGAGACCCUUUUUGAUUCUUUUAGAGCCUGUGACAGUUACUGCGGGCAACCAGUGAGGGGGGGCUGAAGUAAGGCGCCUCUUUCAGUCCCCUCAGAUUCCCUCCUCAUCUUCACCAACCCCUCUCACUUCCCCAUCAGCCCCUACACAUUUAAAGAAACAAACCCUGUUUUGACACCUCUGACAUGCAAAAGUAAAUGUAAAGAGGUUGUUUGAGAUAUGUGGCCUCAGUCCCAUUCAGCAUCUUUCUUUUAAUGAAGGAAGGAUAAAGUGAAUUUCCCGGGAGCUGCCUUUAAGACACAGAAAAAAAAGGAAUAAAUAAAUGUAAAAAAAUAGCUUUUUUUUUUUUUUUCCAAUGUCAAGCAGAAGAGUAGUUCAAGGGUUUUAAACUGGAUAUUCUUUAGGGUUCUGUAUUCCAGCAGAAUAGCUAGGCGAGCACGGAGGGGCACGAGUCUCAGCAAGUAACCUUUCCCCACCACCGCCUUCAGGUCCCUGAGUAGCUGUCUGCUGCCAAGAGAGAGAAACAGGACCCAGCACUAGGAACACGCAUCGCACCCUGCCAUCGGGUGAGCUAGAAUUGUUGGGGACUUUUCGUUCUGUUUAGUUUUAUUAUUUUUUUCCUUUUUAUUUUCCUUCUGGAUUUUGCUGCAAGUUAGGUCCUUGAGGAUUUUUUUGUUUUUAACAUCUGUGUAUGUUUUUAAUAUGUUUGUAUCAUUGUGUUUACGAAGCCUUAUCUCCAAACUGGGCAUCUCCCAGUUCUCCCCGGUCCUUCCCAAGUCUCAUUCGAGUUACAGCCCCCGCCAAUGUCACUGCCACCCUGGUACUUCAGGUGUCCCCAGGUUCCGUUCCAGCUAAUGCUUGCCACUUAGCUGCAAUAGGAGGUCGCGAAGCAGGUUCAUAAGCUAUGAUCUUCACUUCAGUAUACUGGGCCUUGAGCUGGUGCAAACAACAGGGCUAGAUGCCGGCUGAGGAGCUGGGACAGUCUCUUGAGGAGCUUUGAGCAGUUAUUAGCCUUUUGGUCCUGGAGGUGGCCAUCAAUGAGCAGGGGGCCACAGGCAAAGAGCCAAGACUUUGCCUGGGAGAUUUCUGGAGCAGCCACGUCCCCUUUCCUGGCCAUCUAGGAGUGGUUAUUUAAAACUUUACAAGAGCUUAUCUUUAGCUCUCAUCGAAAGGCCGGUCGGGUGAGCGCAUGCCUGAGCAUCCGUGGCAAUUCCAAUUAGAGUCCAGAUGCCCAGCUGUUGUAACUGGGAGCCUCGGAGCAGCUCAGUGGGUCAACAGCAGCUGAGAAUCUCUCAUCCACGGUGCAAAUUUCACAGUCCCUCAUUCCUUCAGGAAUCUGCAUUUGUGUAAAUAUUCACACGAAGGCCUGGGCGUUCCUCGGACGCCUGCUGCCUCAGGUUUUUGAAACCACAGGGUGAGAGCGGUCCUGGAAUGAAUUCAGGUGCUGCAGCUUCUGCAGCAGUCAGCGGGAUCUGGGCACUUAAAUAUUUUCCAGGUCUGAAGGUCUUUUAGUAUUGGAGGCUCACGUUUUCAGGACACGGAGAAUCAAUCUGCACCAUUAGAGUCCCACGUACACUUAGCUGCAGGGCUCGAUGGCCCCGAGGCCUCGGGCUGUCUCUUAGCACAGAGAGAGCUUUUCCACCCACAGUUACCACAGCAUUACCUCCACUGUCUGUACGCCCUGGCACUUGGCUGUAUCUUCUGCUUUCUCUUCUGUUUGUACUUCACCACGUACAUUGACCUUGUUUUGCCGUAUUUGUGAGUAUUUUCUUAAAUGGUGUUUACAGGUUCUUUUAAGGAAAAACGAUAUAUAUGAAGGCUUUUAAGAAGCAACUACCAAAUUUGUGGUUAUGAAGUAUCAAUGCUGGGAUUUUCAAAGGAUCUGGAAGCUCUGUAGGUACCCAAAUGCUCCCAGCUUCAGCACCUGAUACCUUUAGGCCCCUUUGAACAUAAAAGUUAGGAAAAACAUUGCCAUCCUCAUCCAUGCAUUUAGGUUUAACUCCUGGCUGUUUAGUUUUGCAUAAAAGAGUUUGCACUUUGUUUGUGAAGUAAUCCGUGAACGUAAUAUAUAUUGCAGCUAUUUUCAUUUAAUUUUCACCUGUAUGUUAAAAUCAAUUUGAACGAGUUGGGGAGAAAAAAAAAGAAAUGCAGAUCCGUUUCAAUUCUACGAAACACUUGCGGCUCUUCAGUAUUCACUUAAGUCUUCCUUUUUUUUCCUUCACUGACUCAUGAUGACUUUUUAGUUUUAAUUUGUUCUUCAAAAGGAAAAAAAAAAUCACAAAAAAAGAUUUUUGCAGGCUAUGUAAGCAUGUUUUUUCCUGUGAGAGCUCGUCCGCUUUGUGUCUGUUUAAUGAAUGUCAUAUGUAAAUGCUUAAAGAAAAAAGACGAUGACUUAAUUAAUUAACCGCAGUGACUUGAAGCUCUAAAAAUAAAAAAAAAAAGAAGUAGGAUUUAAUACUAGCUGGAUUUAACCCUUGGAUUUGUGAUUGUGAACCAUGAGUGGAGGAGCUGUAAGUGCUAAAGCUGAUCAUGUGUGUAGACAAAAAGAAGUACUGAUAUUUGCCCAUUGUCUCAAUGGCAAAAAAAAAAACACCCCAACCCCAAGUCUUGUGUUUUAUUCCUUAAGAACUCUGUGUUAUAUUACCAUGGGAACUCCUAAUAAAGACAAAAUGUUGUUGUUUCACUA